This is a messenger RNA of Pristis pectinata (smalltooth sawfish), 13491 nucleotides long. RefSeq names its product dynein axonemal heavy chain 8-like. Gene Ontology annotation, cellular component: dynein complex. Gene Ontology annotation, molecular function: dynein intermediate chain binding; dynein light intermediate chain binding; ATP hydrolysis activity. The coding region runs from base 1 to 13491 and encodes 4496 amino acids. Lineage: Eukaryota; Metazoa; Chordata; Chondrichthyes; Rhinopristiformes; Pristidae. Gene Ontology annotation, biological process: microtubule-based movement. The record is from RefSeq and is a predicted model, not a curated record. The transcript is spliced from 90 exons.
AUGACCUUUUCUUCAUUCCAGUCAGUGGAAUGUGGCCGAAUUAUUGUUGGAGUUGCUAAAGGGGCCAAACUGAAGAGAUUAUUUAUGGGCAAUUUAUCCAGUUCGAGCCUUAGUGGCCUGUGUUUAUUCUUUGUGAGGUACAAAAAUGACAUUCCUAUCACAGCAAGAAAUAUUAAUGAGGAGGUGUCCUUUUGUGUCUUGGAUUGCACUGAUGGAAUACUUACUGGUGCUACGACUAUGAUAGAAAAGAUCUUUUUGCCUGCUAUUUGUGCAUCAGAAAACUGGGGAGCACUUAACCAGUCCAUACAUGGGGAAAGAGAAAAGAAAUCUUUCAAAGAGAUUAUUCACAGAUAUAUCACUUUCCUAAACGGUGCAAAAACAAGCCUUGAAAAAGCUGUAGUACUGAAGAGUGAAAAGGUUGAUCUUUCUCAGCUACGCUCUUUUGAACAAAUAAGGGGAGCAGCAUCCAAUCCAGAAAUGGUUUUACAGCUUGAAAAUCUGCUUUUGAAGUGGCACAAUCAACUAGAACUGGUGCUGGCACAAAGUAAUCAAGUGAGGAAAGAGGCUGAAGAUUCAGGUCCACUCACCGAACUCGAAUACUGGAAGUGCACAUCAGCUAAAUUCAAUUCUAUCAUAGAGCAACUUAAAGGACAACAUUGCAAGGCAGUAAUCAAUGUACUAAAUAUAAGUCAAUCAAAAAUGAUAAAGAUGUGGCAAGAGAUUGAUUCUCAAAUCACUGACGCAGCUAACGCAGCAAAGGACAAUGUGAAGUUUCUGCAGGCAUUGGAGCAAGUCUGUCACCCACUCUACAAUUCUGACCCAGUGACUAUGACGAAGAGUGUUCCAAAUUUAAUCAAUACCAUUCAAAUGAUUCACAAUGUGUCACGGUAUUACAACACUUCACAACAGCUGACUUCACUCUUUAUUAAGGUCACAAAUCAAAUGGUUACUGCCUGCAAGGCAUAUAUCACACAAGAUGGGACAGUUCGUGUGUGGGAUCAGGAUUCUGAAAUUGUUAUUAAUAAAAUGCAGGAAUGUAAAAAAUUAUUGGUGGAGUAUCGCAAAUAUUUCCAGAACACCAAGAAACACACAACUGAAACAGCACAAGACACUCCUUUUGAUGUGUCAGAAAUGUAUAUAUUUGGUAAACUUGAUGUCUUCUGUAAGAGACUGGCAAAGAUCACUGAAAUGGUUGACGCAGUGAAGACGUUUUCAGCAUUGCAGAAUUCCACAAUCGAAGGAAUAGAGAUCCUCGCAAUCAAAUUCCACAAUAUUUGUCUCAAUCUGAAAAAGAGCCAUUAUGACAUUCUGGAUCCUCGUAAGAAGGAGUUUAAUGCAGAUUAUGCUGUAUUUAUGAAGCAGAUAUCUGAUUUAGAGAGCCUGGUUGAUGAUUUCAUGCACAGCUGUUUUGCUAAAAUUAUUUCUUCACAACAUGCUUUACAUCUUUUGAAGCGAUUUCAGAACUUAUAUAUGCCUUCCCUCGAGUCAGAAAUUGAUGUUACGAUUGAGCGUAUUAUUCAUCACUACUCAGGAGAAUUAAUGUUCAUAAAAAAGUAUUAUCAAGCUAAUAAGGAGAAUCCUCCACUUGCUAGAAACAUGCCUCCUUUAGCUGGAAAGAUACUAUGGGUGAGGCAGCUCUUCCGACGCUUACAUGAGCCCAUUGACUAUUUCUAUAAAAAUUCUGACAUUCUAAAAAGCCCACAGGGCAAGUCUAUUGUGCGAAAGUACAACAAAAUUGCCUAUGUCUUGGUAAAGUUUGAAAUAUUGUAUUAUAAGGCUUGGAUAAAAGAAAUUUCAGCUAUGCAAUAUGUGCUGCAAGUACCUCUUUUGCUACGUGAUCCAGAUACUGGAAAAAUGGGUAUGAAUUUUGAUCAUAGAAUUACUGAAGUUCUCCGAGAGGCUAAAUGCAUGUUAAAACUGGGCCUGGAAUUGCCAGAGACAGCCAAAUGUUUGCUGAAGAAUGAGAAUACGUUGAUUAUCAACCAUACUUCUUUGAAGUACAUUCUUCAAACAUUUGAGAGUGUGUGCCAAGGAAUUCCUCCCGAAUUUGUGACAUUGAUAGCACCUAAAAUUAAAAAGAUUGAGUCUGUUCUGAAACAAGGAGUCACUUUCCUGAACUGGUCAUCUGUGACACUCAACAAAUUCUUCUCUGAUGCGAAUACAGCUAUCGAUGAAUUGGUUAUGUUGUUGAACACACUAGCUGAUCUGCGGGAGAUGCAUAUAGAUAGUGAACUGAAUGAAAUAGCAUCAAGAGUUAUUAUCCAACUACCAGAAGAUACACUGACUAUGGAAGACCUGCUAAUGUAUAAUGAGAUUUGCUGCAAAGAAUGGGUAGAGAUUUUAUUUCCAAAAGCCAGCAGCAUUGAAAAAACUGUGGACGGAUUAGUUGAAAUGUUUGUAGAGAUCGCCGACAGAGCUAAAGAAAAUUUAAAACCUGAUAAUCAACCAGAGCGUAGACGAGUUGUAUUUACAGAAGAACCUGAAGAUGAAAAAAUAAGUUUAAACUCCCUCUCUGUUAUUAAAGAUGACACUCAGAGCAAAAGGGAUGAUGAGUUUGAAAAGGAUGUUACAGAACUUUAUGCACAUUUUAGCCAUCAGUUGCUGGAUGCUUUAGUGAAAUCUGCACAUCUGUCUUUAGAAAUACUGAAAAGAAGAAUCUUCAACACCUAUGGCGGAAGAGGACAAUAUGGCUACUUAAACAAUGUUGAAGAAUUUGCUCCCUUUUUGAAGGUUGAGCUUCAUCUGGCAAUUCCAAAUGUGACUAUGGUACCAAAUCUGGAUGACAUUCAACAUGGUAUCAACCGAACAAUUCAAAUGAUUUUGGAAGUGAACCGUAAAGUGCAUCAGUGGAGGCAAUCAAAAAAUCAUCGUGAUAGUACUUCUGAUACAUUGAAGACAGCAGAAACGAAUGAAACCAAGAGUUUAAGGAAGCCAAAGAAUUUUUAUCACAAUGUGGCAGAACAUAAAGAUGUAACCAAAUUAGUUGUGAUGCUGUCUGCUUCUGCAAACACUAUGAAAAAUGCAAUCAUGAGUAUACAAGAAAAGUUUCAAAAAUACAGUAAACUGUGGUUGCAAGACAGAGAUACGACAGUUAAGAAAUUUAUGGAAAGUAACCCCAGUCUGCAUGAACUACGAACAAAAAUAGAGUACUAUGCUGCGCUUCAACAAGAUAUUGAAGAAAUUAGCUCCUUGGUUACAGUAGGUUUUAUCAAAUUGAAUACAGAACCCAUUAAAAUGGCUCUUUUGUUAGAAGCCAAAGCUUGGAAAAUGAUACUUUGUCGGUUCUUGAAUGAACAGUACAAGGGAAAAAUGUCGGAAAUAACAGCAUUUAUUAGUGAACAAAUGAAAAAUUUGGCCCGACCAAUUCAGGAUUUGGAUGAUGUUCAAUUUGCCAUGGAGUCUCUAGCAGAAAUACGAAGUAAUGAAAUAAAGAUGGAUAUGACUUUGGCACCGAUUGAGGAAGCAUAUAGUAUUCUAAAUAAGUAUGAAGUGGAGAUUUCAAAGGAGGAAGCUGAGGGAGCUGACACACUUCGUUAUUCCUUCAACAAACUGCAAGUUAGAGCUAGGAAUGUACAGGAUGAUUUGGUACAAGUCCAGCCCAAAUUUAAAGCUGACCUGCUGGAGGCAGUGGAUCUUUUCCAGAAGGAAGUGCUCAAGUAUGGACGACAGUAUGAAAAGGAAGGUCCGAUGGUUCCAGGCAUUAUACCUGCAGAAGCCAGUACCAGAUUGCAACUCUUUCAGAGUUGGUUUGAUGAGUUAUGGAGGAAGUUUGGAACAUAUUCAUCAGGGGAACGUUUAUUUGGAUUGCCAGUUCAAGAUUAUGAAAUACUGCAGAAAAAUAAAAAGGAGCUGGGGCUUCUGCAGAAAUUAUACAGUCUCUACGAUACAGUGAUGAAUAAAAUUAAUGGUUACUAUGAUAUUCUGUGGAGUGAGCUAGACAUUGAGAAGAUUAAUGCCGAGCUCUUGGAGUUUCAAAACAGGUGCCGUAGGCUACCCAAAGGCUUGAAGGAAUGGCAGGCAUUUCUGGAUCUGAAGAAGAAAAUUGAUGAUUUCAGUGAGUCAUGUCCUCUCCUGGAAAUGAUGUCCAGCAAAUCAAUACAACCUAGACAUUGGGAACGGAUAUCUGCAGUAACAAAGCAUCAAUUUAAUGUGGCAUCAGAAUCAUUCUCACUGAAACAUGUCAUGGAUGCUCCACUGCUUCAGUUUAAAGAUGAUAUUGAGGAUAUUUGCAUAUCUUCUGUGAAAGAGAAGGACAUUGAGGCAAAGUUGACUCAAGUGAUGCAGACCUGGAUCAGUCAGGUCCUAAGUUUCUCUUCGUUUAAGAGCCGAGGUGAGCUGCUGCUCAAAGGAAUUGAGACAGCAGAAAUCAUAACAAUGAUGGAGGAUAGUUUAAUGAUCUUGAACUCUUUACUCAGCAACAGGUAUAAUGCUUACUAUAAGAAAGAUAUUCAGACAUGGGUGCAGAAUCUGACGGCAUGUACAACUAUAAUUGAACAGUGGCUUUUAGUUCAAAAUCUGUGGAUUUAUCUAGAGGCUGUCUUUGUUGGAGGAGAUAUUGCCAAACAAUUGCCACAGGAAGCAAAACGUUUUCAAAAUGUUGAUAAAUCAUGGAUCAAAAUUAUGCAGCGAGCCCAUGAGAUUCCAGCUGUGGUCCAGUGCUGUGUAGGAGAUGACAUUAUGGGGCAGCUUCUGCCUCACUUACAAGAGCAACUGGAAGUCUGUCAGAAAUCACUAACAGGAUAUUUAGAAAAGAAGAGGUUGCUAUUUCCUAGAUUCUUUUUUGUCUCUGAUCCAGCUUUACUGGAAAUCCUAGGACAAGCCAGUGAUUCACACACCAUCCAGGCUCACUUAGCAGGAGUGUUUGAUAAUGUAAAUGAAGUAAUUUUCCAUCCAAAGGAUUAUGAUACCAUGUUGGCUGUCGUUUCUAGGGAAGGAGAAAAAAUUCAUUUGGAUACCCCAGUAAUUGCAAAGGGCCCUGUGGAACUAUGGUUAAGUGACUUACUGCGUGUCCAACAAGCAUCGUUACACACUGUGAUUAAACUAGCAUACUACAGUUUCAGUGAACCAGAAUUUCAGCUAAUACCAUUCCUCUAUGAGGCUCCUGGUCAGGUAGGAAUACUAGCAAUCCAGAUACUUUGGACACGGGACUCAGAGGAAGCACUUAAAAUGGCAAAAGAUAGCAAAAAGAUCAUGCAGACAACUAAUCAGAAGUUCUUGGAUAUGCUGAACUUACUCAUCAGCCAAACGACCCAUGACCUGACUAAGUUUCAGAGAAUCCAGUUUGAAACUCUUGUUACCAUUCAUGUUCACCAGAGGGACAUCUUUGAUGAUUUGGUCAAAAUGCAUAUCAGGACAGUGAGUGACUUUGAAUGGUUGAAACAAAGUCGAUUUUAUUUUAAGGAUGAUACACAAGAUGUAAGAGUGGGUAUCACUGAUGUUGAAUUUAUCUAUCAGAAUGAAUUUCUUGGCUGCACUGAUCGUCUUGUUAUCACACCUUUAACAGACAGAUGCUAUAUCACCUUAGCUCAAGCUUUGUGGAUGAAUAUGGGAGGUGCCCCUGCUGGACCUGCUGGUACUGGCAAAACUGAGACCGUGAAGGACAUGGGCAAAGCUCUUGGAAAAUAUGUCGUUGUGUUCAAUUGUUCAGACCAAAUGGAUUUCAGAGGAUUAGGGAGAAUCUAUAAAGGUUUGGCGCAGUCUGGAUCCUGGGGCUGUUUUGAUGAAUUUAAUCGCAUUGAGUUGCCUGUAUUAUCUGUGGCAGCACAACAGAUUUAUAUUAUUCUUAUAGCAAGGAAAGAAAGGAAAAAAAUAUUUAUCUUCACUGAUGGAGAUAGUGUAUCACUUAACCCAGAGUUUGGCAUUUUUAUCACAAUGAAUCCUGGAUAUGCAGGACGCCAAGAGCUGCCAGAAAAUCUGAAAAUUCAAUUUCGGACAGUGGCCAUGAUGGUUCCAGAUAGACAGAUCAUUAUAAGGGUCAAGCUUGCCAGUGUUGGAUUUUUGGAUAAUGUGUUGCUAGCACAAAAAUUCUUUGUGCUUUACAAACUCUGUGAAGAACAGCUCACAAAGCAAGUUCAUUAUGACUUUGGUUUAAGAAACAUUCUUUCUGUGCUGAGGACACUGGGAGCUCAGAAGAGAGCACGGCCAGAAGACAGUGAGUCAACAAUUGUUAUGAGAGGUUUGAGAGACAUGAAUCUGUCUAAAUUGGUGGAUGAAGAUGAACCCCUCUUCCUUAGCCUGAUCAGUGACCUGUUCCCAGGUAUACAAUUGGAUAGUAGCACCUAUGUGGAACUGCAGGCAGCUGUUGCUAAUCAGGUGGAAAUUGCAGGAUUAGUCAAUCACCCACCUUGGAAUCUCAAACUUGUUCAGCUAUUCGAAACAGCCAGAGUUCGUCAUGGACUGAUGACAUUGGGUCCUAGUGGCUCCGGAAAGACUUGUGUCAUUCGCAUCCUAAUGCAAGCACUGACUGAAUGUGGUGCCCCUCAUCGGGAGAUGCGCAUGAAUCCUAAGGCUAUCACUGCUCCACAGAUGUUUGGCCGAUUGGAUCCUGCAACUAAUGACUGGACUGAUGGAAUCUUCUCAACUCUUUGGAGGAAAUCCAUUAAAUCAAAAAAAGGUGAGAAUAUCUGGAUCAUUCUGGAUGGUCCAGUAGAUGCUAUAUGGAUAGAAAAUUUAAAUUCCGUACUGGAUGACAAUAAGACCUUAACGUUGGCUAAUGGUGAUCGUAUUCCCAUGGCUCCUUCCUGCAAACUAUUGUUUGAGGUACACAACAUUGAGAAUGCAUCUCCAGCCACAGUGUCCAGGAUGGGAAUGGUCUACAUUAGCUCUUCUGCUCUCAGUUGGAAGCCAAUUUUAAAGGCUUGGUUAAACAAACGUCCUCCUCACGAGGCCGAGAUUCUACAAGUCUUGUAUAAUAAAGCCUUUGAAGAUAGUUACAUGUACAUGAAGUUAAACCUGAAUCCAGUGAUGGAGUUGUUGGAGUGUAACUAUAUAAUGCAGUCAAUUACCCUUCUGGAUGGUUUGCUGGAAAUUGGAGCGACUAUUACUGAAGUGCACCUUGGGCGGCUCUUUGUAUUUGGACUUAUGUGGAGCGUUGGUGCCCUAUUGGAAGGAGAUAGCAGAGUUAAACUUGAGAAAUUUUUACGAAACCAUAACAGCAAACUUGACCUACCUCGUAUUCCUGCAGAUAGUAAUGAAACCAUGUUUGAGUUUCUUGUUAAUCAGAAAGGUGAAUGGGAGAACUGGAAAAUAUGGGUUCAAGAAUAUGUCUACCCAGCUGACAGUGAACCAGACUAUAAUUCAAUUCUAGUACCAAAUGUUGACAAUAUUAGGACUAACUUUCUUGUGGAUACCAUAGCUAAACAAUAUAAGGCGGUACUUCUGACUGGGGAACAAGGGACAGCAAAAACAGUCAUGAUUAAAGGAUAUUUGAAGAAGUAUGAUCCCGAGGAACACCUCUCCAAAUGUCUGAAUUUCUCUUCUGCCACAGAACCCUACAUGUUCCAGAGAACUGUUGAAAGUUAUGUGGAAAAGCGAGUAGGGAGUACAUAUGGACCUCCAAGUGGAAGGAAAAUGACAAUAUUUGUAGAUGAUAUCAACAUGCCAGUUAUCAAUGAAUGGGGAGAUCAGAUUACUAAUGAAAUAGUGCGUCAGAUGGUGGAAAUGCAUGGAAUGUACAACUUGGACAAACCAGGGGACUUUACUAAAAUUGUUGAUGUGCAAUUAAUGGCUGCAAUGAUCCAUCCCGGGGGUGGGCGCAAUGACAUUCCUCAACGGUUAAAACGGCAGUUCACAAUCUUCAAUUGUACUCUCCCCACUAACACUUCAAUUGACAAAAUUUUUGGAAUUAUUGGAAAUGGAUAUUUUCAGUCUUCCAGAAACUUCACCCCUGAAAUUAGCAGAAUGAUAAAAAAACUUGUUGCCACUAGCAGGAUCCUCUGGCAGUGGACAAAGGUGAAAAUGCUACCCACUCCAGCUAAAUUUCACUACAUCUUUAAUCUGAGGGACCUGUCUCGCAUCUGGCAGGGAAUGCUGACCAUAAAAUCCAAUGAAUGCUCUAAUCUAGAGACACUGCUGGCUUUGUUCAAACAUGAAUGUACCAGGGUCAUUGCUGACAGGUUCAUAAACGAAGAGGAUAAACAGUGGUUUGAAAAUGCAAUAACCCGUUCUGUUGAAGACAACCUUGGAAAAGAAUUGGCAGAAAAGCUUCACAAAGAGCCAUACUUUGUUGAUUUUCUUCGUGACAUGCCAGAGCCAACUGGUGACGAGCCAGAAGAUUAUGUAUUCAUUCUUCCUAAAGUCUAUGAACUGGUGCCAACCUUUGAAUUCCUGACUGAAAAAUUGCAGUUUUAUCAGGCACAACAUAAUGAAGGCGUCCGAUCAGGUUAUCUCGAUUUAGUCUUCUUCAAAGAUGCAAUGACGCACGUGAUGAAAAUAUCUCGUAUAAUCCGAACAGAUUGUGGAAAUGCUCUGUUGGUUGGAGUUGGUGGUUCUGGAAAACAAAGCUUUACAAAGUUGGCAUCCUUCAUUGCUGGAUACAAAACUUUUCAGAUCACUUUAACCAGAGCAUAUAAUGUUGGCAACCUGAUGGAUGACUUGAAGAUAUUGUACAGAACAGCUGGAGCAGAGGGGAAGGGCAUCACUUUCAUAUUCACUGAUAAUGAAAUCAAGGAAGAGUCUUUUCUUGAAUAUCUCAACAAUGUGCUCUCUUCGGGAGAGGUGUCAAGCUUAUUUGCUCGGGAGGAGCUUGAUGAAAUUACUCAGUUGCUUAUUGCAACAAUGAAGAAAGAAGCCCCUCGUGUCCCUCCUACUUUUGACAAUCUAUAUGAGUACUUUAUAAAAAGAGCAAGGAGGAAUUUACAUGUCGUCCUCUGCCUAUCCCCGGUUGGUGAAAAGUUUCGAUCUCGAGCACUCAAGUUCCCUGGCCUGAUUUCAGGUUGUACAAUGGACUGGUUCAGUCGUUGGCCCAGAGAGGCGUUGGUUGCAGUCUCUAGCUACUUUCUUUCUGGCUUUCACAUUGUUUGUUCAGAGGAGGUUAAAACCCAGUUGGUAGCAACAAUGGGGGUCUUUCAUGACAGGGUCUAUCAAACCUGUGAGGACUAUUUUCAGAGGUACCGUCGAAGAACACACGUAACUCCCAAAUCUUACCUUGCCUUUAUAAAUAGCUAUAAAUCUACUUACACAGAGAAGCAUGCAAAUAUCAAUGAGCUAGCUGAACAUAUGCAAAUGGGUCUCUCCAAACUCAUGGAAGCAACUGAAUCAGUGGCUCGUCUUGCUGAAGAACUAGCAGGGAAAGAAAAGGAGCUGGCAGUGGCAUCUCGUAAUGCUGAUAAGGUGCUAGGAGAGGUGACAGUGAGUGCAGAAGCAGCAGAGAUAGUCAAGAAUGAAGUCCUGAUGGUGAAAGAUAAAGCCCAGAAGAUCGUGGAUGAAAUAGCAGUGGAAAAAAAUGUUGCAGAGGGUAAACUUAUAGCCGCAAAGCCUGCAUUAGAAGCUGCAGAGGCAGCUUUAAAUACUAUCAAGCCUGCUGACAUUGCUACUGUGCGUAAAUUAGCCAAACCACCUCACCUGAUAAUGAGGAUUCUUGACUGUGUUCUGGUUCUCUUCCAAAAGAAAAUGGAUACAGUUACCAUGGACCCUGAGAGGCCCUGUGUCAAGCCAUCCUGGGGGGAGUCUUUGAAGCUGUUAAGCGGUACUGGGUUUCUGCAGGCCUUGCAGCAGUUCCCAAAGGACACCAUCAAUGACGAAACAGUGGAACUACUCCAGCCGUAUUUCAUUAUGGAGGAUUAUACAUUUGAAAAUGCUAAGAAAGUCUGUGGGAACGUUGCUGGUUUGUUGUCCUGGACUCAGGCUAUGGCGUCCUUUUUUGCCAUCAACAAAGAGGUUCUGCCUCUAAAGGCUAAUUUGGCAGUGCAGGAAAGUCGACUCCAAGGGGCCAUGAAGCAGUUAGGGAUUGCCCAGGCCCAGCUAGAUGAGAAACAAGCUGAGCUGGACAAGGUGCAGGCCAAGUUUGAUGCUGCCAUGAAAGAGAAAAUGGAUCUGUUGGAAGAUGCAGAAAACUGCAGAAGGAAGAUGGACGCCGCAUCAGCUCUGAUAGAUGGUCUGAGCGGGGAGAAAAUCAGAUGGACUGAUCAGUGCAGGGAAUUUAAAGCACAAAUUGUCAGAUUAGUGGGCGAUGUGCUGUUGGCUACCGGUUUCCUCUCAUAUAGUGGUCCCUUCAAUCAAACUUUCAGAGAUAUACUGACCAAAGUAAUCUGGGAAGCAGAGCUACAGAAAAGGAAGAUCCCAUAUACAGAUGGUAUAAACCUGAUAAACUUUCUGGUGGAUCAGCCUACGAUCGGUGAAUGGAACCUGCAGGGAUUGCCAAGUGAUGACUUAUCAGUUCAGAAUGGCAUUAUUGUUACCAAAGCAACCAGAUAUCCACUCCUCAUUGAUCCUCAGACACAAGGUAAAUCCUGGAUCAAGAGGAAGGAGCAAGAAAAUGAACUACAGGUAACAUCACUUAAUCACAAGUAUUUUCGCAAUCAUUUGGAGGACUCUUUGUCACUGGGGCGUCCUCUGCUUUUGGAAGAUAUACAGGAGGAAUUGGACCCUGCUCUGGAUAAUGUGUUGGAGAAAAACUUCAUCAAAAGUGGGACCACCUUUAAGGUGAAAGUGGGGGAUAAAGAAACUGAUGUAAUGUCUGGAUUCAUGUUGUACAUCACCACAAAACUUCCAAAUCCUGCCUACACUCCAGAAAUUAGUGCAAAGACAUCCAUCAUUGAUUUCACUGUAACCAUUAAGGGUCUUGAAAAUCAGCUGCUUGGCCGAGUGAUCCUUACUGAGAAACAGGAACUGGAAGCAGAGCGGGUGCAACUGAUAGAGGAAGUCACUGCCAACAAACGCAAAAUGAAGGAACUGGAGAAUAACCUACUAUUCAAGCUCAGCACCACCAAAGGUUCACUCGUGGAAGAUGAGUCUGUGAUUGGAGUCCUGCGGAUAACAAAGACAACAGCAACUGAAGUCAGUGAAAAGCUGCAUGUGGCAGCAGAGACAGAGAUAAAGAUUAACACUGCACAAGAAGAAUACCGGCCAGCAGCCACUCGUGGGAGCAUCCUGUAUUUCCUCAUCACAGAAAUGAGCAUGGUCAACAUGAUGUACCAGACUUCACUUGCACAGUUUCUGAAAUUAUUUGACCAGUCCAUGGCCAGAUCUAAGAAAUCUCCUGUUGCUUCAAAGAGAAUCAGCAACAUUAUUGACUACCUGACCUAUGAAGUGUUUAAGUAUUCAGUACGCGGCCUUUAUGAAACACACAAGUUCCUUUUCACAUUACUGCUGCCUCUGAAGAUUAACCUUGAACGUGGAUACAUCAAGCACACUGAAUUUCAGACUCUAAUAAAAGGUGGAGCUGCUCUUGACCUUAAAGCCAGUCCACCGAAGCCUUUCCGCUGGAUCCUUGAUAUGACUUGGUUGAACUUGGUAGAGCUGAGCAAACUCUCCCAUUUUGCAGAGAUACAGACCCAGAUAAAUAAAAAUGAGAAGCUUUGGAAAGUCUGGUUUGAUGCAGAAGCUCCAGAAGAUACAAUAAUUCCAAAUGGAUACAGUGACUCAUUGGAUUCUUUUGGCAAGCUGUUGCUCAUCAGGUCAUGGUGCCCUGAUCGAAUUCUCUCACAAGCUCGAAACUACAUUUCUGACUCAAUGGGAGAAAAAUAUGCCGAGCCGGUGAUUUUAAACUUAGAGAAAACGUGGGAAGAAAGUGAUAUACAAACUCCUCUGAUCUGCUUCCUGUCCAUGGGAUCAGAUCCCAGCAACCAGAUUGAAGGAUUGGCCAAGAGGCUUGAAAUUGAUUGUCGGGCAAUAUCCAUGGGUCAGGGACAAGAAGUUCAUGCCAGAAAGCUGCUGGCAAUGUCCAUGCAACAGGGUGGAUGGAUCUUACUGCAAAACUGCCACUUAGGUCUGGAGUUUAUGGAUGAGCUGUUGGAGAUCCUGAUGACAAGUGAGAAUGUGAAUGAAUCUUUCCGCGUAUGGAUCACCACUGAGCCGCAUCCAAAGUUCCCGAUCACACUGUUACAGACUUCCAUUAAGUUCACCAAUGAACCGCCUCAGGGAGUGCGUGCAGGACUGAAAAGAACAUUUACUGGGAUCACACAAGACCAAAUAGAAUAUUCCAACCUGCCCAUGUGGAAACCACUACUGUAUGCAGUCGCUUUCCUGCACACCACUGUCCAGGAACGACGGAAGUUUGGUCCACUGGGUUGGUGUAUUCCAUAUGAGUUUAACUCCUCAGAUUUCACAGCCAGUAUCCAGUUUAUACAGAACCACUUGGACGACUGUGACAAAAAGAAGGGUGUAUCAUGGAAUACCAUACGAUACAUGCUCGGAGAAGUUCAGUAUGGAGGACGUGUUACAGAUGACUAUGAUAAGCGACUACUUAACUGCUUCACCAAGGUGUGGUUCAGUGAGAAGAUGUUUGAUCCCAAAUUCAGUUUUUAUACGGAUUAUAUUAUUCCAAUAUGUCCUAACAUCGAGAGCUAUCUGGAGUAUAUUCAGACUCUACCUAUCACUGACACUCCUCAGGUGUUUGGCCUUCAUCCAAAUGCUGACAUCACGUACCAGAGUAACACUGCAGCUGAAAUUCUCAACACUAUCACCAACAUCCAGCCAAAAGAAAGUGGUGGUGGAGGAGGUGAGACUCGAGAAGCCACUGUCUUCAAACUCGCUGCGAGUAUGCUUAAAAAGCUACCUCCAGAUUAUGUGGCACAUGAGGUGAAAGCUCGCCUCAUAAAAAUGGGGAUUUUGAAUUCUAUGAAUAUUUUCUUGCGUCAAGAAAUUGACCGAAUGCAGAAGGUCAUUGCAAUGCUUCGGAACUGUUUGAGUGACUUACAGCUGGCUAUAGAGGGAACAAUUAUCAUGAGUGAGCAUUUAAUUGAUGCUUUGGACAACAUAUACGAUGCUCGUGUCCCUCAGGGGUGGAAGAGGAUUUCCUGGGCUUCUUCUACUUUGGGAUUUUGGUUCACAGAAUUCCUCGAGAGAAAUGCGCAAUUUUCCAACUGGAUCUUUGAGGGCAGACCCAAUGUGUUUUGGAUGACGGGGUUCUUCAAUCCCCAGGGAUUCUUAACUGCAAUGAGACAGGAAGUAACACGAGCACAUAAAGGCUGGGCACUGGAUAGUGUUACUCUGCACAAUGAAGUAACAAAACUAAUGAAAGAAGAGAUCAAAGUGCCACCUGUGGAAGGAGUUUACAUCUAUGGCCUUUACUUGGAUGGAGCAGGUUGGGACAGGAGAAACAUUAGACUGACCGAAUCUAUUGCCAAGGUUCUUGUUACAAUGCUACCUGUCAUCUACAUAUUUGCUAUCAAUUCCACUGCACCCAAAGACCCCAAACUGUACAUCUGUCCAGUCUAUAAAAAACCCCAACGCACAGACCUGACGUUCAUCACUGUGCUCUACCUGAAAACUCUCCAGCCACCUGACCACUGGAUCCUGAGAGGGGCAGCCUUGCUCUGUGAUAUCAAGUAA